CUAGGUCAACAUUCUCAAGUGGACGACGAACAAUUAAAAUAAGCUGUAGUGUGUUAUCGACCUUGAGAUUGUAGUACAGAGGCCUGUUGGUCCACGGUCGCCCUAAUCAUUUUCAAUCAGAACACUGAUCUUGAAUCAGGGGAGAGGAUAGGCUAUAGUAAGUGGUGGUGAUCUCCCUUUCUGAUUUGAACUUUUUUAACAAGGGUUUUCAGAGAGUCCAGAGAAUUUUAUUCUCGACAGUAUUUGAUACUGACCAAAGCUUACAUACUAUAAAACACCUGUUGUUGACCAGAGAUUACGUUGCAGUUUAAGAGAACCGCGUUGCGUGACAUUAAAUCGUUUGAAAGUGCUCGUUUAGAAUUUGUAAUUUGAUUUCGCGUCGUUACCUAUUUAAAAACUGAACGUUGUUUGGAAAAUCCAGGUUCGGAUUGUAUUUGAAUUCGGGCGUUUGUUUGUUGUCGUUUUGUAUUUUGAGUUUUUAAACUUCCCCAGGGUUCGUGGAACGAUGUCCUUUGUCGGGAAGCCUUUUGUUUAUUCUGUUUCAGGUGAAGAACAUGUCUGGUGCAGCAGCGAUGUUCGUGUUCUUGUUGCCGGGGAUUCCAAUGUCCAUCGUUUGAAGUCUGCGUGUCCUCCAAAUACAAGGAUUGACUUUCCUCCCGUAUCUGAAACGCAAGAAGAUGGAAGUCAAGACUGGUAAGGUUAAAAGGGAGAAACCUACCAUGACGAAAAAGAAGAACAAACAGGAAGAUGAAAUCAACGUGCCAUCCAACAUCUAUUGCCACCGAGACACUGAAGAGACGCCCCAACAAGAUGACAACGCCGCAAAUGAAGAUCAAGUCAACGUGCCAUCCCACUUCUUUUUCCAACGAGACACUGACAAGACGCCCCAACAAGAUGUAGACACUUCACAGCUUCUUCUUAUUCUUUCAAAUGACGUUGAACUUAACCCUGGACCGACUUUCAGUUGCAAAUGGACAUCAUGCUUCAAGAAAUUUAUUAAUUAUGGUGAACUUAGUGCCCAUUUAGUAUGUCACAUAGAGGGAACAAAUAGAUGCCAAUGGGAAGACUGCUAUGAAUAUUUUUCAGCUAACAGCGAGAUAUUCAAAACAAUCGAUGAAUGGGAAAACACGCUACCUGAUGGGAAGAUCAAUGAACAGACAACAGAUCUGAAUAUGUGUCCGCUGCAUCUGGGGGCUUCGCCCCCCUGGACCCCCUUGAAGGGCUUUGACCUGCACCAACCUGGGGCCCUAGCGGCCACCCUGGACCCCCAGUAA
This is a messenger RNA of Dreissena polymorpha, 1274 nucleotides long. RefSeq lists its product as uncharacterized. NCBI's taxonomy places the organism in Eukaryota, Metazoa, Mollusca, Bivalvia, Myida, Dreissenidae. The record is from RefSeq and is a predicted model, not a curated record. Bases 678 to 1274 code for a protein of 198 amino acids. The transcript is spliced from 6 exons.